AUGUUGCCCAUCAUUUUGUGUCUGCCAUUUGUUGUUCUUUUCACGAGCACUGCUAAUGCCUACCUGAUCCCACGAGACUCGACACCGGUAUGUACGAACCUGCGAGCCCAAUCAAACAAUGGCGAUCGCAAGAUCGCCCUGGUCAUUGACAGCUCUGGCUCUAUGGAAGAGUCAGAUCCUUACAACUAUCGCCUCAGCGCUGCCAAGAUGGUCCUUGACUGGCUUAUUUCAAAGAGCGAGGUCACCAGUACCCAGAAGCAAGAUGAGGUUGCCAUCAUCAACUUUGACGACAAAGCCUAUCUGGACUACCCACUUGGAGAUCCCGGUGCGGCUGCAAGUUCGCUUGCCCAGAUCGGCGCAGAUGGUGGCACCUAUAUCGCAGGAGGUGUUCAAAUGGCCAUCAAACAACUCAGUGCGGCCAAUACUGGAGAUACCGCCGGUCGAAGCGGCAUUCUAGUCUUCACUGACGGAGAGGACUCGAGCACUCAAGAUCUCGUGGAUCAAAUCAAUCGUGCUACCAGCCUCGGUAUCAGAGUGGCAUUCGGAUUCCUGGAUGACUCUUCCAGCCUGCAGGACACGGAUGUUCUUUCAGCGAUUAUGCACUCUGGCGGAAGAUAUUUCACCAUACAGAACUACAAUGCUUCAAAGGCUUUUAUCGACGGCAUCAUCGUCAAUGGCCUUACGCACAACGACAACCCGGACGGAGAUACUACAACUUUGUUGGCUGGUCUCGACGCGUCACACUUCAUUUCAGGCUCCGAGACACAGACCAUGAUUUACAGCGCAAGGGCCAAGGAACAGCUGACAUUCAACGUCCAAAGCGUCGAUGCCGGGACCCUGACGGUGCAAAUCGUGUCUGGUGGCAAAACCCUUGAUAAAGGCCAAUCAGACUACUAUUCCAGUUACUAUUCCGACGGAUACUCUGUCGUUGCUCCCAGCACCGACACGAUCGAUGUCAAGGUGACCGCCGACAACGCGGCAAAGAAUUCCAUCUUCGUCGUCGGGGUGACCUCGAACCUGCCACCAGAGAACUGCACAGUUGGCGUUGGUGACGCACCCAAAAAGAACAACGUGCCCCAGAUUGUCGAGGGGACUGUGAGCAGUGUGGUUGGACUUGUCGUGCUAGCUGGCAUUGGCUAUUUCAUCUACAAAUACUGCUACAAGAAACGAUGUGGAAAACGCCAUCCCCAUCAUGACAAGGACAAGGACCACUCGUCAGAUCACUCGCUCGACCCCAAGCAUCCCACAGAGACAUCCGUUCGAGAAGUACCGGGCCAAGACUCCAACCCGUCUCGCAUACCUUGGUUCAGUUUCCCGCCGCCUCUGCCGCCCACGUAUCAUCACCCACCUAAGAAGACGAUGACUACGGAUGACCAGGACCGGGACCGGGACAUGGAUGAGGACUCUGGCUCAGAAGCUCCCAGCUACAACGACAACUGUGAUAACCAAUCUCAGUUUUCGGACCCGCCAGACAAGCUGAACAGUGAUGGACCACCGUACCACAAUGCCAAUCCGCCAUCUCAACCUCCUUGCCAGAACAGUAACCCUCCAUAUCAGAACGGUAACCCACCCAGCCAGCCAUCCUAUCCCGACCAACCGCAAGAUCCCAGUCAACCAUCGAACCCCAAUCAACCCUCCAACCCUCACCAGCCAUCAAACCCGAACCAACCCUCCAACCCGCCCCAGCCCUCUGACCACGAGCUCCACCCACACCCACACAUAUACCAGCCCCGAACAUACGGAUCCAACCACCACCACCACAUCUCCGCCUCGCACCCGUGCUUCACCAAAAGAUGCCCCAUCGCAUCACCAACCCACGUUUGCUCCGACCCGUCUCACCCAUGCACAUGCGCCGACCCAAAAUGCCCGCUGAACCGCCGCCGCCACAGAUGUCGCGACCAAGAACAACACAUGCCGCCGCCACCGCAGCAGCAGCACACCUGCGCGGGCCCGGACUCUGACCCGCGCUGCCCGCUGAACGACGCCGAAUAUGCCCGCCGCAAGAAGGAGGAGCGCGAGAUGCUGGUGAAAAAGUACACGGCGCAGGAUCGGGCCAAGGGUGCGGUCAAGAUGGCGGUUUCGACGGUCGCUCAGGGCGUGCUGAUCUCGCAGUUGGGCUAA
Messenger RNA from Fonsecaea multimorphosa CBS 102226, 2121 nucleotides. RefSeq lists its product as uncharacterized. The coding region runs from base 1 to 2121 and encodes 706 amino acids. NCBI's taxonomy places the organism in Eukaryota, Fungi, Ascomycota, Eurotiomycetes, Chaetothyriales, Herpotrichiellaceae. The record is from RefSeq and is a predicted model, not a curated record. The transcript has 2 exons.